This is a messenger RNA of Stegastes partitus (bicolor damselfish), 4102 nucleotides long. The record is from RefSeq and is a predicted model, not a curated record. Lineage: Eukaryota; Metazoa; Chordata; Actinopteri; Pomacentridae.
AUGAAGGUAAAAGAGGAACCAAGUCAACCCAACCAGGACGGCAUCGACAGCUUGCCACCAGGGAAGAGAGAGGUGAUGGAGAAGUUUUUUAAGCCCGUUCACAGCCCUUCUGCACCAGAUGAGAUCAAGCCACGUAAGAGCCAUCACCACCACCAAGACUCUCAGUCACACAGGUACACAAGGUUUGAUGACACUGACAGAAACGUUGAUGACAGUCGAGGGAACCAUCGCCACCAUCACCACAGUCACUACAUCCACGACAGCUCUCCCCAUGAUGCCCACUAUCCUCAUCAGUUUCACCAUAGCGAGGAAGAUGAGAUACUUUAUGACCACCGCACCCCUCGGCCAGCGCACUCCUUGUCCUGUUCCAACAUCCCAGAUGUGCGCAUAGGUUUCCAGGAAGACGACAGUAGCGAGCCCGUUGUCUUUGCUACCAUUCACCAUGGCAAAAAAGACAGUGUUUGUAGCGAGUUACAGGAAGGCUCAAAACAGAGGAGAAAGCAUGGUUUCUCUUCACUUGACCGAGGUCACAGUCGGAGUGAUGAAGGUUUUCUGCAGGGUAAUGACGAAGGAGAACAACCCAGAGCAUCGCACAUUAACUAUGGGCCUUUGUAUAAGACAGCUAGUUUGAACCGAAGCCUGGCUUUCAGUGAGGAGGACAUUCUGUUAGGGGUCUCCAGAGGUCCCAAGAGGGCAGUGUCUUCCAGCCAGCUACCCAGCAAAGGAAUCCUCAAGAACAAGGACAAUCAACCUGACAUUCGCAAGGCUAAGUCGAUGGAGGUGCUGUCCCCGAGAGUUUCCAAAGGGCAAAGUCAGAGUGGGCAGAAGGGUAAAGGGAUGACACCAGCUGAGAUACAGGAAGCGAGGGCCAAGUUUGUACAAGGAAAGGUACAAUUCUCUGCUUUUCUAGAUGAGAUUACUAAACAGGUUAUAAGUCCAUCGGAUCUCAACAUCUUGGGUGUGAGCAAAAUUAAAACUACUGAAAAGACAUCUGCCCCAGCCCCAACACCUGUCCCAGUCAAGCCUCAACUUCCACCCAAGAAGCACAGAGAGAGUACAGGUAGUGAGACGGAGCAACAUCGUAAACAUACCAGUAGAAAGGAGAAAGGAGCUUCCAGCAGCUCUGGAAGACACUCAGACUGCUCCAAUCCUGACAAACUGAUCUCAUAUUCAGCCAGGAACCACCACGGUAGCCCUCCGCCUCGUCACUACCCCCAUUCUGCCAACCACAACACCCAUCAUGCAAGCAGCCGUAAAGACCGGAGACCCUCGCCCACUGGAGGCUCCGUGUCGGAAGACAGAUAUGGCAGAAGUGGUCCUCACCUCACGGAUGGAACCAGCACCAGCCCUGAACCCACUCAGCCCAAACAACGGCACCACCGCAAACAGCAGCCCAGCACCUUCCACGCCCAGCAUACCCAGCACUUCCCUCAGCUGGCGCACACAGGCGCUGGGCAACAGGGGCCAAACGUCUCCCCUCCAUCCGCAGCCCAGGGUGCAGGGCCAGGUGUUGGAUCUGAGUCUUCAUCCACAAAAUCUGACUCAUCCAGGGCCAGAGACACAGCCUCCACAGCUACCAGCCACAGCUCAGAGCAGAGUGGUCGACACCAGUCACAGCAUGCGGGGCACCCUAAACAGCACAGAGACAUAAUGUGUGAUGCCGACCAUGUUCAGGCACUGCAGGAGGAGAAUGCAGAUCUUCAUCAGAACUUGCUGCAGACAGUGGUUUGCAUAGAAAGCCUGGAGGGAGAGUUACAGAGAACCAGGGACGAGCUUGGCCAUGUCAAGGAGAAAUAUAAAAGCCUUCUGCAGACACAUACUGGGACCAAGCAGGCCAAUAACCUGCUGGGGGAGCACUUGCAUAUAGCGUCAGAGAGCCUGAGCAGUGAGAGAAAGUAUCUGCUUAACCGUGUGUCCCAGCUGAACUCUGAGCUGGAGGACGCCCAUAGGACCAUCGCAGCCCUGGAGAACAUCAAUGUACCAUGUUUGAUAAAGGAUUUGUUGGAGAAGCACUUUGACUCAACUGAGGCCAUACAGAAGUUUCUCACAACUCCUGCUCCAGUUAGCCUUUUGGCCACGGCCCUACAAACAGAUGGCCAAUCACGUCCUCCUAAAGUGGAGGGGGUAGCACAUGAUUGGUUGACAAAAUCAGAAGCAAGUCCAGAGAGGGUCACAGCGUUCAUGCCAUUUAAGCAGGGCAUCCUGCCGACAGGAAAUGAAGGCAGUCUUUCAGGCCAAGAUGAACCGAGUCACAGCCCCCCAUUCUCUGUGGCUGACAUCAGCACUGCUAUCUAUAAGAAAAUGGCUGCCAGUUAUGCUGCCAGACCACAGCCUCUCUACCCCCAAAGCCAGCAGCAACUUUCCCCUGUUGGCUCUAACCACGCUGACACCUCUCCAGACCCCCGGCGGCCACGUGUGGGUGUUGAUAGCUGGAAUGGAAAGGGAGGGUUAAAGGUAAAGCCUUUGGAGCAGGAUGCUGAGGAUGUGAACUCCAUGUCCGCCCAGCAGAUCCUGGAUGAUUUCAUGCAGCAGCUGCAGGCUCACAAGGAGGCUGGUGGAGGGAAGAAGCAGCAGAGUGGGCAGGAGUGGGCGAGUGGAGUGGAACAAACAGGCAAAGUAGCUGACUGAAAAUGUCAUCAUCAAAGGACAUGGCAGGAUGAAUGUAUAUUCUCAUCUCAUUCCAUCUAAAUAGGAAUUUAUUUAUGUUUUUGUGAAAAGGUGCCACAUGCAAACACUGCUUUUCCAACAUGCUGUUUGCUUGUAGAUUAUGUACUUUGAGGUAAUCCAUGAAGAAGACAGGGGCUCAUAAUGUUGAAACAAGAAAAUUGCACAGUAUAAUACAAAAUUUCACACUCAAAGACUCAAAGAUCAAUAUUUGAAAGGAAAAACUUGCAGCAGCUGCAUCAAUACAAUGAACAACAAAGUAUAAUUCCAAAAUAUUAAAGAAUGAUUAUUCUAUAACAGUGAUAUUUCAAAGUAUAAUUUAGAAAUGUACGCCCAUUUAAGUGGUAAAUUUUAGAAUAAUGUGUCUUUCAUAGCCUGUACCCCCCCUUUUUUUUUGUAAUUUUCUCCCAAAUUAACAGAGAGGAUGUUGGUAAUAUAAAAUGUAAUCUGUCACGUAGAGGAUGAAGUCACUAUUAACAAUGUCUGGUUUUUAUGUUUCACAGCACCCAGGGUAGAGAGAAAGCACGUCUUACAUUGUCUACGAAUAGUAGAUAUUACUAGAUAUUAUUGUCAGCCAUGUGAAAAAUGUGAAAAUGUACCCGUUAACAAGUGUAGAAGCUUAUCAUGAUUUUAGAUUGCCAGCUUUUCAGUCCAGUAGUAAGCUUAACAGCUACGGUUGGCCUUUAAGACACAUUACUGCAAUGAAUGCAAGGUUUGUAAAAGUUGUUUGUGACUUAUGCUAAUUGUGUGCUUAAGGAUAAUAAACUCAAUUCAAUAAAUGACUUUUGAGUGUCAAAGGCUGAGAUAGCUACCUGAGGAAUGAAGCUUACGAUCUUUAGAAAUCCAUCUCUUCAAAUAAGUCUUUCAGACAUAUUUCAGCUGCAGAUUGUUGUACUGUAGGUGUCAACUAAAACAAUCUUGUUUCAACUUUUAUUCAUAAUAAUUUAAACAGGCACAAUUACCUCUUGAUUUUUAUGCAGAAAUACUUGAGUUUAUACUGUAUAUUUGUGAAUAGGAGCUCUUAACCUUGAGGGUUAUAGUCAGAACAGAAUAAAGAAAACUGUCAUUAAACUAAUACAUUUGUAAAUCAUUUACUGUAUUGUAUAAAAUAUAAUUUGGAUUUUACUGUGCAUGCAGAUGUUUGUGGAAAUAAUUAGUGAUUUUGUGCUUGUGUCAACAUGAUACGUGAAAUAGCCGACCUUUCCUUUUUGAAAUAAUAUGAUGUCUGGUGUAGAUGGGCAUGAAAAAAAAAUGGUACAGUUAAGACACAAAGUUGUGAUUGUGUUCAGGUAUUGUGAAGAUGUAGAUUAGGUGAAGUACAGCAGCUUAUUACUGUUAUUUUAAUCUUUUUAUCCCUAAUCUUUCUCUGUAUCUUGUCAUGAAAACUUCUAGUCUGUGUCAUUGCAGCUAUUCAAACAAUAAAGGUAAUCAUGUUAAA